Molecule: messenger RNA, 6175 nt
Organism: Procambarus clarkii (red swamp crayfish)
Lineage: Eukaryota; Metazoa; Arthropoda; Malacostraca; Decapoda; Cambaridae
Source: RefSeq, a predicted model, not a curated record
AUUAUUACAAAUAAUUGCAAGGUUUUGUUAUUGUUAUAAUGACAAGAGGGAGUGGAUGGGCGCGCGCGCUAGUGCAGGCAAGACGCUCCUCGCCUCGACGCUGUCAUGGAGCACGUCUACCACGAAAAGCAAGAUGGGUUACUGUGUGGGCAACACUGCCUUAACAGUCUACUCCAAGGUCAGUACUUCACUGCUGUGGACCUGGCAGAUAUUGCUCAACAGAUGGACCAAGCUGAACAGCGUCACAUGGCAGAAUUGGGAAUACAUACUGAUGAAUUCAGAAGGUUUAUGGAGCAACCAUCGGUGAACAUGGACGACAGUGGCAUGUUCAGUGUCCAGGUGCUAACAUCUGCCCUGCGGGUGUGGGACCUAACCUUGGUACCAUUUGCUUCAAGCAGUUCUUUGGCAACAGCUGCUCGACUUAACCCAACGUCAUUGGGCGAGUCGGUGACAUGCACUGCAUACAUAGGGAAGGGUUAUUCAAUAUUUGUGGUGGAUGGCAAUCUACCUCCAUCGGAGGCAGAUGAAACUUUGCGCCUUCAUCCAGCAGUGCAGACGACUAAGCCUAAACUUCUGUCUGAGAUAUCAGAGGAGAGGAGACAUAGCAAAGAAGACGGAGAUCUUAAAGCUGCAUUGGCAGCCAGUUUGGCCAGUGUUGGCUCGUCCCAUGAAAAGCACGAUGGACCUCCUCACUCAGGGGAAUACUAUGAACUGCUAGCAGCUAUGCAGCUCUCUCUCGAAAAUGCCUCCCCAUCCAAGUCACAGAGCUCUGCGAAGAGAGACCUACAGCCAAAUGUAUCGAGGUACUCGGACAGAGCCAGUCCACAGUCCCAAGUUAAUGCAGAACACUCCAGUGAGGACGAGAACCUGCAAGCGGCUAUUCGUUUGAGUCUUGGUCAAUACAGUCCAGAAGUUAUAGAUGAUGACCUGGAGAGAGCCCUGCAGUUGAGCAUGUCAGUAGAAGCGGAGCAAGGUAGCCCAGUCGGCCCAUCCCCAGGCGAACCCUCGAGCAGCGACCAUCGCGCUUGCGUGAAUCUGGCUGACCGCAUUCCAGAGGCCACAGCCACCCACACCGCCGAGGAGCCGGAUCUUGAAGAAAUCCGUCAGAGGCGACUGGCAUUCUUGAGCAAGCAGACACCAUGACCUCCUUAAAGUUAAGACUUCUCUUAGGACAUUUGUAAUGUUUUCAUGAGCUCUCACAUUAGUUGCCUUUAUGGAAUAUAAUUCCACACUUUGUUCAACAUGAAUCAGGUCAAUUUCUACCUGUGUGUGUGUGUGUGCGCUCAUUUUAUAAGAAAGCCACAUUAAAGUAGAUACCAAAUUGAAUACGAGUCUACAAGAAGCAUUAGAGUGUGUGUGUGUAUGUGCACGUGCUUAUAUGUACCUAGUGCGGGGGAGAAAAAAGUGAGAGAAAUGUAUGAGAGAAAAGAGGUAGAAACCUUGGAGCUGCAGUGAGGUAACUUGGUGGGAAAAUUAUAUUUCAAAGAACAAAUCUCUUCAUUGAACUUGAAGAUAAUUGAAUGGCAAAAGUUUUGGCAUAGUGUAGUAAUUAUUUAGAUGUUUUAGUCACUAAUAACCCCCCAUAAUAAUUUUUAAUAAUGUCACAAUACUUGUUAUAUAAUUGGUUAAUGCACAACGUUGGUAAUUAUUUUCUUAGUUCCUCAUAAGGAGUUCCUAAUACUAGUAGUUUUAAUAGUUUCAUCUAAUAAAUUUUUUUAAGUAACUAAUGCCUUUGCUUGUCGGCUUAAAAAACUGAAGACCUAUGUGGUAUAAUAAAUAAUAAUAAUUUAUUUACAAGAAGGUACGACGUGUUUGUGAGAUUCCAUAACAUUAGUAUUUUUACAUUCUUGCAAAGCCACUAACAAGCAUAGCCUUUUGGGCAGGAAACUCCCUAUAGUUAUUGAGCCAUGAAACCUGUUAGCAGAUCUUUGAACUGCUAAAAAUCAUUUAAGGGAAAGGAGGCGACCAUUAGCAACUGGGGAAAAAACAAAAAAAUGGCUGCGCCAAAAUUUACACACAGUACUUGUCCAGAUAAUUUGGAAAAAUCCCAGUCGCCUCAGAUACAGAUUUAAUAUUUUCUGUAUCUUUGACAUUCCUAAACUUGCAGAUUCUUCAUAUAUGCAGUGAGUAGAUGUAAUUUCACACAAUAUUCAUCUCUGAACCUUUCUUUUAAGAAGGGCUUCUACCUAGAUAAUGUUUUUAAAAUAAUUCCAUACUAUAUACAGUACAUAAAUUGGGUAGACGGGAUACCAGUUAACCGUUUAUAAUAAUCUAAUAGGAAGAAUACAUAGGCUGUUAUUAACAGCCUAUGUAUUCUUCCUAUACCCUAGUAACUCUCUUGUCUACCAACAAUACUAUUGCUAAUCCUAAUAUCAACAUUAUUCCUAUAACUAUUACUACGACUAUAAUUAAUACUAUAACCACUGAUACUGUACCACCACCACUUUUUUUUCAUUAGUUACAGCAGCCUGUACUUGUUACAUUAGCCUAAACUCCAUUAUAUUCCCUGUAAUCACAGCACCCUUAACACUUGUUAUACUGCUUCAUUCGUAUCUCAAGAUAUGUGGACCUGGAUAUGCUAUUCUCGAUCAGCUACGAUCAAAACAUUUAUUUAAUUUGCCGUCACAAAACUGGUUCUUAUUUAUUGGCUAUUUCCGAUAAUUAAAGGUGAGAACAGGUAUUUUAUUACUGCGUGACAUGUUCGGUGGGCCUGGCCCACUAGCCAUUAGGAAAAGAUGUUGAAUGUUUGGGCAAGGUCACUUGUACAUAAUACAACUCCUAUGCAAAUACAGUAUGUUAGGGCCUUCCAGUAAAAGGAAGUAUUCCGUGUGUGUGUGUGUGUGUCUGGCUUUUCAUCAGCCAAUGCAGAUGAAAAACUUAUACUUUGCUUUUGUACAUACAGUAAUUGCUUUAAGUACUGUCGUUGUUGAACUUUUGCAAGUGUUUGCUUUAAUAGCUAAUAUAGUAAACUAAUGCACAAAUUAGUGAUCAUGAAGAUAUGAUUACAACUUUUUGAAAUGAAGUAUUAUGCUGAUGAAUUGGGCAGCACCCACUGAAGAGUUGGCAUUUGCCAGGACUAAACAAAAGUGCUUUGUGUUUCGUGUAGAUUAACUAAAAUAUAUAUAUAUAUUUUUGUUUACGUUUAAUUUUGUCAUCAUUUGCAAACUUUUUAUUGUACUGAACGUAUAUUGUUUGCUAUUUAAGGCUCUUCAUAAUAAAUUUAACAAAAGGCAUUGAGAGAAGUUCUCAAUUGUAUGUUAUACAAGUUAAAGGAUCUACAGUAAUGUAAUCCCUUACCUGUUCCAUCUCCAGUAUCAAGAUGGCAACAAUGGUUCCAGUGUUCAUUGAUAUAUUUAAUUGGCCCUCCCACAAUUUUAUCUUUUAUUGAGUAGACAAUAUCAUCUUUUUAUUGUUACUGAGGUCAUAAGCGAGUUCUCUUUCGUGUUGAGCCUCAAAGUACAGCUAUCGUCAAAAUUGUCACUGCCUAUGAGAGAACAAAAGGUUGUUUUUUUUAUAGAAUAUUUACUUGUAGAAAGUAAAGAAAUGAUAAUGAAACAAAUUAUCCACUUUUCUGGUUAGGCGAGCUGUAGCCUGGGCAGCAUUUCUUCGGUUUCGAUAUUUACGGUGAACUUUUGUUCACCUUAAAUACUGCAUUUGUGUUUUUUGCUUCAGUUAUUAUUUUCCACAACACUGUGUUGAGUAAAUGUUUAUAUACACAACUGAUCAAAAAGUGAUAUUGUACGUAGGCUUACAAUGUAAUGUGUAACACUAUUUGACAAACAUCUUCCUGGCACAGCCUCAAAGGAAGUGUACAACCUCACUCAUUUGAUGCAGUUCUGUCUUGUAUUAACACGUCAUUCAGGGCAUGGAUUCAGAUCCUGGUGGUAAAGAUGAAAUUUGUCAUGUGAUAAUCGUGUACUAGCAGCCUAAAGUUAUCUCAUUCACAUAGUAGUCAACUAGAAAAUGAUAGCAGGAUUUAUGCUCUUGGUCAACAAACGUUCAUCCAUAUAGAGCUAUUAUAACCAUAUUAUUGAUGUAAAACUGUGCAGUAAUAAUGUAAACAGUAACAUGACCUUAUUGGCCCCUUCAUCUAUAGUCAACACACAACUAUGACUGCACUUUGACUUAUUGAGUCUUUUGAAGGUAAUAUCUUGUAAAAGGCAUUUAACAUUUCCAUGCGUACUGAAUGUCCUUGGCUGACAAGUACAAUAAUUUUAAUUUGAACUACAACCAACAGCUCUUCAAGUUACAGUACAUUUGAAGGAAAUUAUUUUAAUUAGAAAACCUUUUGAUCUUAAUAGUUGCUCUUAUCUGCACAAUGACAUGCUCUGCAUGGAGAAGAGUAGAACCAUACAUAAUGCCUGGUUUGCAAUUAUUGUUUAUUUAACAUGCAUGUUGGACUUGAAUAUUAAAAAGAUGCAUACCACAAUAGUAUGGGUAAUAUUUCAUCACUUGGAUCAUCGGCUAUUCAAACACAGGCGUACAGAAUACGAGACAGUCAUCUAUGGCCUGGUCGGCAAGACAAUAGUCUCGUGCAUUUGAGGCUCGAGUUCGAUUCUCCGAUGAUCUAAGUGAACGAAAUUGAACAUUUAAUUUUACUUGGCAAAGUUUUGAUUCAAUUUUCUUGUAUUUUAAGCCUCUUUAAAUGUGUGUUCACAGAUGUAAACAUGUACUUAAAGGCAUCGUUUCAGACUUGUGGAAUUAGAAAAAACAAAUUGUUAUCAGCAGACAUCUGCUCAAGUGUCUUUGAUAUUUCUAACAGUUUUGUAAAUACAGUAAUGAAGUUUUUAUAGGCUACAGUUGCAACUAUUUGUGAUGUUUAUUUUAUAAUCCUUACUGUUUAAAGCUUCUUAAUAGAAGAAAACAUACAUCUAUAAUAUGCCCAUCAGACAUACAAGUUGAUCCAAACCUUUUCUGAGUACCAUGUCAGAUUACAAAAAAAAAAUAAUCGGUGAUAAUUAUUUUUGAGCAAGACGUAUCCACUGCAUAAAAAAAAACUUACAUGAAUAAUCAGAGGAUUGGUGGCAAGUGUAAGGCUCUCGGCGGAGUGCGGACAGGGGGAGUAAAGAGGUGCAUACCUUUACAGUAAUGCAUUUGAUAUUCCCUGCUCAACAGCAAACAUUGGCAUACAAAGAGCACAAGCUUCCAUGUUAAUCAGUGUCAUGGGUAGGCUCAACUAAGUGUUUAACUUUAGGGGUGUGUGGGGAAAAACAAAACUUUCAAUUCAAAUAAUUACCUGCUAAUGUGCAGAUGUGUUUUGGCCUUUAUUAGUGGCAAUACAUACAAGUUACAGUAUUUUUUAACCUUUUUUUUUUUUUUCUAAUUUUCACGUUUAUGUACCGUCACUCAUUUUCAAAGACUACCGAAGGUUUUUGGACGUGGUAUUAUAUCAACUAAAGCCUUGCUUUACUGGUUUUGGCUCUUGGAUGCCAAUGUUGGUCAGUCUGAGUGUUAUGAGCAGUGAAAACUACGUAUGUAAGCAUAUGGGAUGUACAGAAUACAUUCUGCAUGUGGAAUUCAAUUUACUUGAUGGGAGAAAAGGUGCACUUGGAGGCGAUUUUUAAGUGUGGAUCUUCUUUACAAGUUGAUAAUUUUAAACAUGUGUUCUUGAGUGUAUUUAUCUUUUAUGCAGUGCGUGCAUGUAAACAUUUUCAGAAACUUGCUGUGCUUAUUGAGAAGUCAAACACCAACUUUCUUAAGUGUUCAUUCAGCAGUCUUCAAUGCAUGAAUUAGCAAAUGCUAAUUAAAAAGUCUUUCAAAACUUUAUUGUCAAUAUGUUUGCUAAGAUGUACUCCUGGGCCAUUGCCUCAAGAGAAGAGGUGCACAAGGACAGAGGUAGAUGGCUAGGAUGUACAUUAAUGCAUAAUUUAUUUGUUAACUUUAAUAUUAUGGUUUAGAAUGUGUCAAUGGCAAAGAGCUUUAAGUAUCUAUUUCUGAUAAUGGCAAUCAGUAUUGUGCAUUUGUCACAGCCAGGCAGGUAUGGGAGGUGAACUUACAUGGUCUCAACUUGCUAGAGAAGCCUUCUUCUCCAUUGUGCCUUAAUGUUUAAGUUAAAUGUGAUGUUGUAAGGCCUCGAGUAUCGCUUCAUUCUUUGUUUUUAUAGUUUUGUGAAUAAUCUUGUGAUUUACUGAUAAGGUACAAUAUUCACUUACAAAUAAAAUGUAUAGCACUGAAA